AUGCGCCCACCAGCGACCCACGACGGCCUCCUCCCGCAGCCGAUCAUCCCGCCCCAGCCGAUCCCCCUCGACGCUAUCAUGUCCAACGCCCGCCAGCGCCACCUCAACAGAGAGCCCUUCCACCACAACAGGUCCUACAUUCCUUCCCUCAUCCCAAACAACGUCGACCCCGCAAAGGUCGACUCCAAGAUGUUCUACAACUACGUCCCCAACGCCGUCAAGACCCGCAAGCGCACGUCCCCGCCCCAGCUCCAGCGUCUCGAGAGCGUCUUCGUCGUCGACAAGAAACCGAGCUCGAUCACACGCAAGCAGCUCGCCCACGAUCUCAAGAUGUCCCCCCGCGAGGUCCAGGUCUGGUUUCAGAACAGACGCGCGAAAGAGAAAAAGUUGAGGCCACGGUCGUCCUCGCCACGCUCCCCACAGAUCCAACCAGAAUCCAUCCGCAUCCCGCCUCCCCCAGCCGACUCCCCGUCCACGCACACCUCCCCGUCUUCCCACCACCCACAGCACCAACAGACCUCCGAAUCUCCCCAAGCCGCCGCGUCCCCGUCCCUGACUCCAUCCCCAUCGACGUCCACUUCCCCAUUCACGUCUUCUCCGUCCGCCUCCGCACCUACCUACUCCGUCUCCGUUUCCUCCGCCUCGCCCUCCCAAACUCCCCACGCACGCUCUUUCCCACAUCACCCACCUCCGGCAGAUAUCUACGACCUCCGCCGCAACUCCCUCCCCGCCGUCGCUUUUUCCCAUUCCUCUUCUUCUCACUCUUCUUCUUCUUCGCACCCUUCUCAUCAUGCUUCGCAUCGCCAUCACCCCCAUCAAGCAAGCUCCGUCCCGCCCGUUCCUCCCCUUCCUCAUCCGAAUGCGUUCCCCACUGCAGCACGCUUCCCAGAUGAAGCCUACCAUCGUCGGUCGGUCGAUCAGCUCGCUGAACAUCCGUGUGCGCCGCUUGCGAGGCAUUUCGCUUUGUCUACUACCGCCUCUCAUCAUCCCACCUCUCAUCAUGCCAACGCCAACGCCAACGCCAACACCAGUAACAGCAACAAUGGGAACGGGAACUUACAACUCGAUACGCCCGUACAUCAGCAUAAUCAUACCGCUACAGUGCACGCGCUCUAUCCCCGGUUUUCCUCCACGACGGGGAUGCACCCGCCUAUGCCCAUGAUGCGCGCGUCGAUCUCGGAGGGGUAUGGUCAUUCGAAUUCGAAUCAUCCGUAUCGUCCACACCCUCCCCAGUUCGCUCAGCCAUCUUCGUCUCCUAAUCCCAACAAUGGGGACGUGGGCGUGAAUGUAAACGCGAACCCGAACCCGAACGCAUCCCUCGAAUCCCUCCCCUCCUCCUUCUCAGUCUCCCUCUCCGGCUCCCUCUCCGGUUCGGGCUCCGGCUCGGGUUCGCACUCAGGUUCUGUCUCGAGCUCCCGACAUGGGUCUUUCGAGCUUUCUUCGCAUUUACUUCCUCCUCCUUCCCAUCCACCUCACGCCCAUCCACCUCACCCGCCUCACGCCCAAACACAUCCUCGGAUGUCGCUUCCUUAUGAGCGGCAUCACCUCGGUCUCGGUCUUGGUCCCGCUCCAGGCGUAGGAGUAGGAAUAGACGAUCGUCGUCGUCCAAGCCUCGGGGGCGCCUCAACGAACCUAGCAGGAGGCGAACGUCAACGCUUCGCAAGCCUCGGAGGCGCAGAUCGCCACGCGCACCAUAACCACCCAGCCACCGAACGUCGCUAUGAGCCCUUCCCUCUCAGUCCCAUGAGAAGGAGGCCGUCCCGUCCGAAUCUGAUGCAUAGGAAAUCGGUGCCGGCGGAUAUGGAGGCUGCUACUGCUGCUGUCACCGCACACCAUCAUCACCAACAGCAGCAGCAGAUGAUGCGUUCGAAUGUUAACCAGCAGGGGUAUGGACAGGGAGGGCAGGGGUAUGGAGGGUAUAGGGUUGGGUCGUCGCCUUUGCAGCAGCAACAUGGGGGAGGAGGACAUGGGGGAGGAGAACAGCAGGUCAUUAUGGAGGAACCGUUCGCGUGGAGUAAUAUCGAUCCGUUCGGGACUGGGGCGAUUGCGUCGUCGUUGGCGUCGGAGUCUUUGCUCGAGUUGGGCGCGGUGCGGCCUAUGCAGGCGCAGUCGCAGAUGUAUUCGAUGCACCAGCACCAGCAACAGCAACAGCAACAACAGCAGCAGCAGCAGCAUGAUUCACCCCGACCGCUACCCACGGAUAACCUCAACUCGGCCCUAACGAGCUAUACCUUCCCGCCCCGCGACGACGCCAACAUCGCUCCCAACGAACCCACAGAGAACACAAACUUCAAACAAGAACUCCUCUACCCCCAAGACGACAUCUCCGCCUUCUAUCCACCUCAUGCUGCGGACGUCGGGAUGCAAGGAUCCGAGUUUGGACUCGGGUUCGGAGGACUUGGGCUUGGGCUUGGAGGGAUGGGGAUGGGGCUUGGCGGGAUGGGGUAUGGAGCACUGGGGGUGGAAUAUGGAGGGAUUGGGGGGAUGAGGUAUGAGGUUGGGGUUGGGGUUGGGGGGUAUGGUCCGGGGGUCGUUUCGGUGGGGCCGUUUGAGCAGGCGGGUGGGAAUGGGAAUGUGAGUGCGGACGUCGGGAAUGCGAAUGGGGGUGCGGGGGGGUUUGGGGCGGAGGCGGGGUAUGCUGGUGAUGAUGCGAUGGGAGGGGGAUCGUAUGGCGUUACGGAGGGUGGGUAUACUGGUGUGAACGGAAACGCAGGCGUCGCUGUCGCUACGAACGGGGCGUAUGGUAUGGAUGGGAUCGCGGUCGGCGUCGGCGGCGGUGCUGGUAUGCAUCGACCCCUCGGGCCAGGCAUGGGCAUCCAUACCACCUCGAGCAUGGGUAUGAACGCAGGAGGAGCAGGAGGAGUGGGGAUGGGAAGAGGCAGUAGGGGCUCGAUAGGCAGUCUGGGGUUCAGUAUUAGUAGUGAGUCGACGAGUGCGGCGAGUGGUGGGGAUGAGGCGUUUUCGAGGAGGGGGAGUUGCGUCUCGGCGAGCGAGAUGCUCACUUCGCUUCAUCUCGAUAACGCCAACCAGUCCAGUCCCCAAUCCAACGCUCAACCUAAUGCCCACUCUCACUCUCAGUCCCAGUCCCAGCCCCAGGGACAGUCACAAUCUCCACCCGACGCUCCCUUGUCGCGCUCAAGCUCGUUCGAGUUCGAGAACCAUCCGUAUGGACAGGCGUAUACGCGGUCUCUUCCGCAUUUGGAUGCGCACUCUUCCUCGCCUCGUCAGUCUCCGCAUAUGGACCAUCUCGGUCCUUCUUCGCAAAUGGACCAUCUCGGUCCUUCUUCGCAGAUGGAUCACCUCGGUCCUUCUUCGCAUAUAGACCACCUCGGACCUUCUUCGCAGAUGGACCACCUCGGUCCCUCCCAGGUCAAUGCGAACGGCAGCGGUAGUGUCAGUGAUGGGAACAGUGACGGGACGGUGGGCACGGCGACGUAUCCUUCUCCCGCUUCAUCAUCGUCUUCUCCAUCGUCGGCGCCGGCGGCGGACAAUCAGCAGCAUCAUCAGCAUCAAGCUCACCACGAACAGCACCAGCACCAGCAUCAGCAUCAGCAUCAGAAAGUCGAUGGUUCCCGUGCUGGAUCAACAUCAUCGAGCGAGCUCGCGUUCGCUUUGGAUUCUGGGCGGGGUCAAUCGGUGCAGCAGCAGCAGCAGCAAUUGGAUUACGCACCUCCUGCAUCUGCGCCUCCGACGUUCGGGGCUCAUGCUCAUGCACAAUCCCAGCCCCAGUCCCAGCCCCAACCUCAAUCUGCUGGUGUGACCGAUGGUUAUGCGGAGUGGACUGAGCGGGACGCUGGGGGAUAUGGGCAUGGACAGGGUCAGGCUGCUGGGUCUGGGUAUGAGCAGCAGAGGUAUGAGAUGCCGCAUUCGCAUCUGCCCCUGCCGCAGUUUGGCCAUGGGCAGCCGGUGCAGGAGCAGAUGUUGGAUUUGAGGUAUGGGCAGUCGGCGUGAGCUGCUCUCCUUUUUUUUUCUUCUUCUGUGUCGUGCGCUUUUCUUUCUCUUUUGAGUGCAUUGGGAGGUGACAUUGCUUUCGAGAGGUGCAUACUAUAUUCUAUCAAUCACUCGUUCCUUGCGCGCUUUUUCCCCCUUCUCAGUCUCGAUUUUGAUUUUCAGCAAGUUUUUCGUUCGUUCGUCUGAACAUGUACGGACAUCUGCGAUUUCCAUUUCGAUGUUAUUUCCAUUCCCAUUGCGUGUAUCUCUUCCUUCACCGUGUUCUGCCUAUCUAUACAUUACUCUUAUCUCUCGAUUAUUUGUGCUUGCCUGCUUGCUUGCUUGUUUACCUUUUUUUUCUCGCGUUCGAUUGUGGUUUUGUUUUUCUUUCCUGCCUCGAUCCUGUGCUGAGACGUCGUUAUUACUUUAGAAUUCGUGGAGCCAUACAUAAUUUGUUCGUUCUCUUUUCUUUCAUUUUCGCCCUUCGUCUUUCCAACGCCGCCUCAUCACAGAUAUCUAUCUCUCCGUCCCCGCGCGUUUGGUCGUCCGCUCGCGCGCUGUGCAUAUUGUACUACCCUGUACUUGUACUCCGUACGUGGUCACGACACGACGCCACGCUCAUGCCUACUCGACUCAUACCUGAACUCAACACAUACUUACAAACCAACACACUUACAAACACUCACAAACGCACUCACUUUCCAACGCAUAUACGCACACACAUACACACACGUACCCGUCCCCGUCGUCUCGAAUAGACGGUCUUCGGCAUCUACUCUAUAUAUCUACACGCUCCUUCCAUCUCCUGUCCUUCUUGACAUGCUCAAAACGCUAUUCUCACUCGCUCGUUCUUCCUCUCGUCUCGUCUCGUCUCUUUGCUCUCGUUUCUUCGCACCGUACCAUAUGUCAUCAUCGUCUAUUGCCAUCACAUUCGUCCCCAUUCAAGUCUCUCAUUCACGUUUCUUUCCUUCCUAUCCCCGUCCUCUCUGAAUCUACUCCCUACCUAUCCAUCGUUGCUCGCGUUUUCUUCCUUCCCACCUAUCUAUCUAUCUAUUUCGACUCUCACCCUCACCCUCACUUCUCCCCGCUCACUCUCACUCUCAUAUC
Molecule: messenger RNA, 5037 nt
Organism: Stereum hirsutum FP-91666 SS1
Lineage: Eukaryota; Fungi; Basidiomycota; Agaricomycetes; Russulales; Stereaceae
Exons: 4
Coding region: 1-3951 (1316 amino acids)
Biological process (GO): regulation of transcription by RNA polymerase II
Cellular component (GO): nucleus
Molecular function (GO): DNA-binding transcription factor activity, RNA polymerase II-specific; DNA binding
Source: RefSeq, a predicted model, not a curated record